Ilex paraguariensis (yerba mate) is the source of this 333-nucleotide messenger RNA. The record is from the annotation of a GenBank genome assembly. Lineage: Eukaryota; Viridiplantae; Streptophyta; Magnoliopsida; Aquifoliales; Aquifoliaceae.
AUGAACACAAGUUCAAGCUUUGAUGAGCACCAAUGGGUCAUUCAAAUACGCCUAGCCCUCGAUGAAGAGCUUGAAGAAAAUACCCAUGAAAUCCCAGUCAGCAUCUUCAAUGUCCCAAGGCCCCUAAUGGCUAGCAACCCAGAUUCUUACACCCCACAAGAAGUUGCAUUAGGCCCUUACCAUUAUUGGCGUCCCGAGCUUUAUGAAAUGCAGAGAUAUAAGAUCGCAGCAGCACGGAGAACUCAGAAACAGCUUCAAAACCUCAAGUUUCAACAUGUUGUUGAAAAGCUGAUGAAGUAUGGGCCUAGGAUUCGAGCUUAUUACCACAGGUAG